UCACGCGAAAUCCCGUAAGCGUGACUACAUGUAGGGCGCUGACAUCUUGGAAUUCAGCCGCAAAGUGAAUGAAUUAUUUCGAAACAAUUACAAAAGAAGAUGUCAGACAAACUCACACGUAUCGCUAUUGUCAGCGCGGAUAAGUGCAAGCCAAAAAGAUGUCGCCAGGAGUGCAAGAGGUCAUGCCCUGUUGUUCGAAUGGGAAAGUUGUGCAUAGAAGUAACUCCAACAGAUAAAAUCUCCUUUAUCUCGGAAGAACUUUGUAUAGGAUGUGGAAUCUGUGUAAAGAAAUGCCCUUUCGAGGCCAUAUCGAUUAUCAACUUGCCAAGUAACCUGGAGAAAGAUACAACUCAUCGAUAUAGUGCCAACUCAUUCAAAUUACACAGACUGCCAAUUCCAAGACCGGGCGAGGUCUUGGGUUUAGUAGGCACUAACGGUAUAGGGAAAUCCACAGCCUUGAAGAUUCUGGCAGGCAAGCAGAAGCCUAACCUGGGAAAUUUUACUGACCCUCCGGACUGGACGGAUAUUCUGACAUACUUCCGUGGAUCUGAACUACAGAACUAUUUCACCAAGAUUCUCGAGGAUGACCUGCGGGCCAUCAUCAAGCCACAGUAUGUCGACCAGAUCCCUAAAGCUGUGAAGGGUUCUGUGGAGGCACUGCUUAAGCGUAAGGACGACACUGACUCCCGAGAUGAGAUAUGCACUCAGCUAGAUCUACAGAAUGUUCGUGAUCGUAAUGUGGAGGACCUGUCAGGAGGAGAGCUGCAGAGAUUUGCAAUCGCGAUGGUUUGCGUUCAGAAGGCUGAUAUAUUUAUGUUGGACGAGCCUUCAAGUUACUUGGAUGUGAAGCAACGUCUAAAGGCUGCUUUGGCCAUACGCGCACUCAUUAGACCAGAUAAUUAUAUCAUCGUAGUUGAACACGAUUUGUCAGUUCUGGACUACCUCUCUGACUUCAUUUGUUGCCUCUAUGGUGUGCCAAGUGCCUAUGGAGUUGUCACAAUGCCCUUCAGUGUACGAGAAGGCAUCAACAUAUUCCUGGAUGGCUUUGUUCCGACGGAAAACCUUCGCUUCCGCGAGUCAUCGCUCGUGUUCAAGGUGUCAGAAACGGCAAACGAGGAAGAGGUUAAGAGACUGUGUCACUACAGAUACCCAUUCAUGACGAAGAAGUUGGGCAAUUUCCAGUUGACAGUCCAGUCGGGAGAAUUCACAGACUCGCACAUCAUUGUGAUGCUCGGAGAGAAUGGAACAGGCAAAACUACUCUGAUUCGAAUGCUGGGCGGAAAGCUGUCGCCUGACAAUACAACGGACAUGCCCGUUCUCAACAUCAGCUACAAGCCGCAGAAGAUCAGCCCCAAGUCGCAGAACACGGUGCGGCAGCUCCUGCAUGAGAAGAUCCGCGACGCCUACAUCCACCCGCAGUUUGUUGCCGACGUCAUGAAGCCGCUGAUGAUCGACCCGAUCUUUGAUCAGGAGGUCCAGAACCUAUCUGGUGGUGAACUUCAGAGAGUUGCCCUGGUGCUUUGCCUAGGCAAGCCGGCUGAUGUGUAUUUGAUCGAUGAGCCUUCAGCGUAUCUCGACUCUGAACAGCGUCUGCAUGCUGCCAAGGUCAUAAAGAGGUUUAUCUUGCAUGCGAAGAAGACAGCGUUUGUCGUGGAGCAUGACUUCAUCAUGGCCACUUACCUAGCAGAUCGGGUGAUUGUGUUUGACGGUAACCCAUCUAUCGAGACCCAAGCUAAUAGUCCGGAGUCACUGCUGAUAGGCAUGAAUAAGUUCUUGCAAAGCUUGGCCAUCACAUUUAGAAGGGACCCCAACAACUUUAGACCAAGAAUCAACAAACUGAACUCUGUGAAGGAUGCGGAUCAAAAGAGGACUGGUAACUAUUUCUUCCUGGAAGAUUAGUGACUGACUCAAUAGGCACGAUACAAUG
Molecule: messenger RNA, 1927 nt
Organism: Priapulus caudatus
Lineage: Eukaryota; Metazoa; Priapulida; Priapulimorpha; Priapulimorphida; Priapulidae
Product: ATP-binding cassette sub-family E member 1-like
Exons: 17
Coding region: 100-1899 (599 amino acids)
Biological process (GO): translational termination; ribosomal subunit export from nucleus; translational initiation
Molecular function (GO): ATP binding; ATP hydrolysis activity; ribosomal small subunit binding
Source: RefSeq, a predicted model, not a curated record